Messenger RNA from Drosophila hydei, 552 nucleotides. RefSeq names its product enhancer of split m8 protein (gene E(spl)m8-HLH). The record is from RefSeq and is a predicted model, not a curated record. Gene Ontology annotation, cellular component: nucleus. Gene Ontology annotation, biological process: regulation of transcription by RNA polymerase II; anterior/posterior pattern specification; regulation of neurogenesis. The transcript has a single exon. Gene Ontology annotation, molecular function: RNA polymerase II cis-regulatory region sequence-specific DNA binding; DNA-binding transcription factor activity, RNA polymerase II-specific; protein dimerization activity. The coding region runs from base 1 to 552 and encodes 183 amino acids. Lineage: Eukaryota; Metazoa; Arthropoda; Insecta; Diptera; Drosophilidae.
AUGGAAUACACAACCAAGACACAGAUCUACCAGAAGGUGAAGAAGCCGCUGUUGGAGCGUCAGCGUCGUGCGCGCAUCAACAAGUGCCUGGACACGCUAAAGACACUUGUCGCCGAGCUGCGCGGCGACGAUGGCAUACUGCGCAUGGACAAGGCCGAGAUGCUCGAAUCAGCUGUCGUAUUCAUGCGUCAACAAAAGACAGGCAAAUCAACAGAAACACCAGCAGCAGCAACACCACCCAUGCCAUUGGAGAGCUUCCGUAAUGGUUAUAUGAAUGCCGUCAAUGAGGUGUCACGUGUUAUGGCAUCCACACCUGGCAUGAGUGUUGAUCUGGGUAAAUCGGUGAUGUCGCAUCUGGGCCGCGUCUACAAGAAUUUACAGCAGUUCCAUGAGGCACAAACAAUGUCCGAGUCGGAGGCGGCAACCGAAUUGAGCAUCAACUGCAACUCGGCGCCUCUCAGCCCCGCCUCAUCGGGAUAUCACAGUGAUUGCGAGAGUCCUGCCCCAUCGCCGAUGCCAGAAGAGGGCGAGAAACUAUGGCGCCCCUGGUAA